AUGAACAAGAGCUACACAAAGAAAAUUUCAUAUUUAAGAAUUAUUUUAACUUACAUCUCUUACAUAAUUGGAAUUGUAAUUGGACACAUAAGAGAUCAAAUAGGAAAGAUUUUUAUGCCAUGUAAAUAUUCUAAAUUCUACCACGUGAAAAAUAUUCCACCCUUCUUCACAACCCUUGAAAGUUUUUAUGUAAGAAGGUUAUAUCAAAGAAUUUCUGAUUGUUGGAAUAGACCUAUAACAGGAAUACCAGAAACAAAAAUUACUGUGUUUGAAAAAAGUUUUACAGCGAUGAAUGAAUCAUGUAAACUUACUGGAAAGAAAUCAAGACUUUUAAACUUUGCUUCUUAUAACUAUUUAAAUUUCUCUAAAGUUAAAGAAAAUGAUUUAAAAGUUCUUAAAGAUGAAGUACUUACUUUAAAUAUUCCACAAUAUCUAGUUAAAAAUCAUCCAAUUACGAAAGAACUUGAAAAAGAAGUAUGUAAUUUUCUCGGAACUGAGGAUUGUAUGGUUAUUCAGAUGGGAUAUGGAACUAAUGCUUUAAAUAUUGGAGAGAUUAUGAAUGGUGCACUUAUUUUUAGUGAUGAAAAUAAUCAUACAUCGUUAAUAAAUGGUAUCGCAAUGGCACAUGGUACUACAAUAAUCUUUAAACAUAAUGAUUUUAAUGAUCUUAAACAUAAAUUGAGAUAUCAUGUAUCAUAA
Hepatospora eriocheir is the source of this 699-nucleotide messenger RNA. The record is from the annotation of a GenBank genome assembly. Lineage: Eukaryota; Fungi; Microsporidia; Hepatosporidae.